Dicrocoelium dendriticum is the source of this 1154-nucleotide messenger RNA. The record is from the annotation of a GenBank genome assembly. NCBI's taxonomy places the organism in Eukaryota, Metazoa, Platyhelminthes, Trematoda, Plagiorchiida, Dicrocoeliidae.
GUCCAAUGUAUCUGAUGUAUUACCGAUCUCAGUCAUCAUAGGAUACUUUUAUUGGAAUGAAGCCUCCAUCCCUACCGUUUUCUACUCCGAAAGUUUCGGAGUAUCUUUGUACCCCUUGGAUUGUUUCUAUCACCGAACAUCACAUUCUCAAGUCUUCGGGAUCAGAAAGAGAGACCUUUGAAUGCGCGCUCCCGUUACCCGGUUUGCCUGAAAUGAUUUUUGAUAAAAACAGCGUUUCAAUUAUGUAUAACGGUAACAGUACGGCUACAGAAUCGAGGCCUUAUCUGUCUUUUACUGCUCUGGAUGCUUUAAAAAUGGUGGAUUGCACCAAAAUAACAGUUGAGGUUCCAUUCGCCAAGGAAUGGCAAAAGGCCCGUGAGAACACAGACGAACAACUUGACCAGCCCAAGCCUUAUGACUGGACUUUCACCACGCCAUACAACGGGUCACUUAGAGGUCCAUGGUCUGUUGACAACUACGCGGAGGGUUUGGACAUGUCUUUGUUGCGGCGACGUGAUCCGAUCCUGUUUUAUGCCGAGACAACUCUGUUCGAGGAUGAGCUCGGUGAUAAUGGCAUCUCCAUGCUUAACAUCAAGCUGCGAGUGAUGGAAACCGGAUUUUUCCUGCUACAACGCUUUUUCCUGCGAGUUGAUGGCGGUCUCGUACGCACGUUUGACACGCGAAUACAAUGGCGCAAAGGUGAUAAAAUCUGAGAGCUCAAUCAUUGUACUCUUAAGUAACUGGGAAAUCACAUAGAACGUUGGUACUACUCCAUUGCCAGUCAAUUUCCUCUGCCGCCGCCGUUGGGCGAUAUCCUGCAACAAUCGCCAUCUCUCAUUGUGUCCAAUUUAACUUUCCUCGGUUGCGCAAGGAGUCCGUGGACAACUCCUUCACCGACACUUCUACUUUCCACGCUGUCUAAUUUUACUCAUUUAGAUGAGGUGGUCAACUCUCCUCCUUCAACUGCUAGCUCUCACGAGCAUUCUAAUGUUUCGCUAGCGUUCCGGUAGUCAGGUUUGGCGUCUGCUUACCAGCUUUUUACCUAGCCUACAAGUAUAACACUAACGACGCUAUUGACGGCUUUUAUUUUUGGAGUUUGCUACCGAUCGUUGAUGCUACUCCUGUUACAGCCGCAACGGAGGAUUCCAUACUUU